This is a messenger RNA of Cataglyphis hispanica, 4793 nucleotides long. RefSeq names its product homeotic protein proboscipedia. The coding region runs from base 871 to 3474 and encodes 867 amino acids. The record is from RefSeq and is a predicted model, not a curated record. Gene Ontology annotation, molecular function: DNA-binding transcription factor activity, RNA polymerase II-specific; DNA binding. NCBI's taxonomy places the organism in Eukaryota, Metazoa, Arthropoda, Insecta, Hymenoptera, Formicidae. The transcript has 3 exons. Gene Ontology annotation, biological process: regulation of DNA-templated transcription.
GCUUGGCGUGUACCCUAGUCCGUUUGCCUGAGUUUCGGCCGAUCGGUACGGCGACGGUAGCCGCGCGAUUCGGCACGGCGUUCUCCGUCGAUCGGUCGGACUAUCGAUCAAACGUCGUCGCGUCUACGUGUGACAGUGGUGAUCUGUGUCCUGCUUGUUUCCAUCAUCGAGACCGCGAAUCUAUGAUCAGCCAUAUGUCGAUCGCGAGUAUGCAGUGUCAUGUCCGUGUCGUCUGAGAACCCGCUUCCCGUUGCUACCGAGUUUAAUGUCAUGCAAAUCGAGUUCUUUUAGAUAGUUCGGAGAUGAGCACGGAUAUGUAAUUUAAUAUACUGUGGUGAGUACUAUAUAGUGUGCAGUGAAUAUGCGGAAAACAAUUGGUAUUUGGUUCGCCAAUCGAUGUGCAUGAAUCACGCUCGAGCUACAACAAAUAAUAAGUGUCCCGAUUAAGAAAGAGCAAUGCUGAAGAAGGAAAUGCAUGAAACAGAAAAGUGAUCGUGUCGUUGGAAUAGAGGAUGAGUAGAAUUUGGUAUCGUAUAUUUACUAAUAAUUAUAUACAAAAGAGAAAAUAAGCUAUAUUAUAAUCAGAUUCAUGCUCAUCUUUGCCUUCUCGUCUAAACAAAUUUCUGCAGUUGCUAUAAUGACGCGAUGUUUUGACAUAAUAAACACACAGUUCAUGCUCAAAAACUAGACGGAAGUUAAACAGUGAAACAUUUCUCGAGCGAAUUUACGUGAAUAGUGUGUUUUUCAAGAUCCAUAAAAGAUCACAUUGAAAAAAACAAUUUACCUGCAAUUAGCAAUAAGUUGUUCCCUUGUUAUCACGCAUUUGUUAUCUCAGAGGAUCGAAGCAAACUGCCAGUGUAAGUGCGUCUUAUGCGCAGUAAGCAACAAGCGUUGGUGCACCUCGAAGAAGAUUUGCCUCAAUCGCAGUUGUCCAACUCCAGCAAUCUGCAUCUCGGCAAUCACUUGCAGAAUUUGGUCCACGUAAGCAAAGAGCUCUCGACCGUGAAGACGAGGCCGACGACACCCGUCCUGGCGAACGACGGAGGGGGCGGCUUCUGGCUGGCCACGGUGGCCGCGGGGGCGAAUACCCCAGCCGGGCUGCCCCCGCACGGGACCCAUCAUCCAGCCAUGGACCCGACAUGCGGAGCCGCCGAAACCGGCUUUAUCAACAGUCAGCCCUCCAUGGCCGAAUUUAUGACGGCGUUGCCGCAAUUAGCCGGGGACAGCAGCCUACAACACUCACCGGGGACCGGUGGAUCCAUCAGUCCUGGCGCUCAUCAUCCCGCGUAUCAUACCAUGAUGGAUCCCCACAGUGUCGCUGACCCCUCGGGUGUCAAUGUUCCCGAAUAUCCUUGGAUGAAGGAGAAGAAAACCACUAGGAAAAGUAAUCAGCAGGAGAAUGGCUUGCCAAGAAGAUUGCGAACGGCCUACACGAAUACCCAACUUCUCGAGCUGGAGAAAGAGUUUCAUUUCAACAAGUAUCUUUGUCGACCGCGAAGGAUAGAGAUCGCAGCAUCACUAGAUCUUACAGAAAGACAGGUGAAGGUUUGGUUUCAAAAUCGGCGAAUGAAACACAAGCGACAGACGCUCAGCAAAGAAGAUGGCGACGAGAAGGAUGGUUCCACGUCGGACGGCAUGGAGAAAUCUAAAGGCGACAAAAUGUUAUCUCCUGAUAACGACGAGAAGAAGAGCUGUCAUAACUGUGAUAUUUCGGGCGUAAGCGAUGUCGGUAGCACUCUUACCGGCGACGUUACCGAUUUAGGUUCUUCUGGCCGAAGAAGCAGCAACAACAACAACACACCUGGCGCGACUAAUAACAAUAACAAUAAUAACAGUAGUACCGGUUUCAACACGAAUAGCAAUGGUGCCAGUAGCGUCGGCAGCACCAACAGCGUGUCUAGCUCGUUUGAGAAGAUGAUGGUGGACGACGAUUCGAGGUCGCAGGAUGGGAGCGAAGUGACAUCACCGAGCGUGACGAAAAAAUUGUCGGGCGAGGUGAGAGUGAAGGUCGAGAGCGAUCACAAGAGUCCGAACACCGCGAAGCAGCAGCAGCAGCAGCAGCAACAGCAGAUAUCGGUGAGCAAGAAAUCGCCAUCGGCCAGCGGGAAGGACAUGUGCUCGGUUAACAGUAACGGCGUAUUACUGGCCAUGCCGGACUCGACUGUCAGCACGCCGGUUCUGCCCGGUCAGAAUUCCACGAGAAGCCUGACGCCCUCCUCGACACCCGGCACCCCCGUCUCCGUUCAGCUUCAACAAGGCAGUCCCCUCGGCAUCCAGCAGACCACUCACGCGGCCUACAUGCAGAGACCGCGUAGCUCACCGUCCUCCACGACCGCGUUACCGGCGCCGAUAUUGCACGCCUCUGCGAAUCCAGGCACGAUGUCGCCUCACGGCGGUCGAGGCAUCUCGGGCAAUCAGCAGGCGCACUUCCAGCAGCAGAGUGUCUAUCAGUCGACGCCGGCUGUCGAUUAUCGGAACGGCCUGCCCGCCAAUAGGCAGAACAUACCUACAGCGACGCAACAGACACAGUCACAGAAUAGUUACUGCUCCCGAGACGCGUAUCAGCAACCAAGGAUUUCUUAUCCCGGUGAAGUGAACUCUCUGUACGUCAGACAGAAUCAAUCGGUGAGCUCGAGGAUGGCGCAUCACGCCCGAACGACGACGGGCGCGACAUCGAGGUCGAUGUACGGCGCCGCCAAUAUGCAGCAGUUUCAUCAGCAGCAACUCCAGUACGGCAGCACCGGGGAGUACAAUGGGUAUCCGCAGGCUGGGCCGCCCUAUCACGCUUAUCACCGAGGUAUGCAGAACGCCGCCAACGCCUAUGGCACCGGUCAAGGAUACUCGGCGACUCAGAACGAGCAGGGCACAAACGACGGUUACAUGACGCCCGGGAAUUACUCGGGUUACUCGACUGGCGGCAAUUAUCAUGGAACCGGUGAGAACCUGGCGACGCACGGCCACGCCGUCGUGCCCGGUCAGCACGGCUAUUUCAACGACAUCCAGCAGCAGCAGCAACAUCCGCAGCAACAUACCGCCGAAGGCUACGUCACCCAUCAACCGCCAAUGCAUCCUAGUUCCAGCGACUAUCGGCCAAGCGGCAGCAAGUGUCAUCCAGGCGCGUAUUACGAGCAGACCGGUCAGCUGCACGUUCAUCAGGGAGGGGAGGCGUCCAACAUCCCUAACAGCUACGUUUCAUCCCCCGAUCCGUUCCCAGCACCCGGUAUGACGACGACCGCGACGGCGAUCGCAGCCGCCACCGCGGCGGUUAUCACGCCACCCGGGAGCACUGGCCAGAUUGACAGUAACAACGAAUCCUACGGCAAUUAUGGCAAUUUCUACGGCGAUCCGGUGCAUUCAGCUGCGACGGCGGCACCGCCGCCACCGUCCGCCGACAACAGUAACAGCUCGUCCGAUUUUAACUUUCUCAGCAAUCUGGCGAAUGAUUUCGCUCCCGAAUACUAUCAGCUCAGCUGAGUCCACGAGACAGAGAACUCUUGCCAGCUGGACUGGGGCGACGAGCAAUGCCUGCUCAAUGCUUUGUACUGAAGCCACCUAACCGUCGUGAUAAGAGCCGCUUGUGAGAGUGAUUUGUACAUACGUUAGUGUACUCGUGAUUCAUUAGGACUACGUGUAAAUGAAUAUUGUGUGCAAAAAUGCAAUGGAUUGUCGCUCAGAUUAGAAAUACCAUCCACAGCGUGUAUGUCUAUACGUUAGUCACGUUUGUGACCUUGAUUGUUGAAUAAUUCUUUAGUUUAAAGUAAUUUCUUUUGUGAAUUUGCAUAAUUCCUUUCGGAAUUAUUUUUGAGUCGUGCUUAAUCAAGAUGAAAGGACUGAUUUAGAAUAAUUAUAUAAUAAAUAUAUAAUAAAACCUGAAAUGUGUGUGGGAUUUAAACUGAAGUUCGACAACUGCGAGCAUAUCUCAAGUAAUUCGGAGAAAAUGUCGAUUGCACUUGAUUGCAACGAUAGCCUGGAAUUAUAAAUUUGCCAUCUCGAUUUGCAUUACAUUACAUUCAAGUAAAAUGUCAAUUUUAAUAUUUCUCACCAUCGAGCAGGAUGUCAGUCUAUCAAUUUACAUUCCAAACGUUGAAGUAUAUUUCGACAAAUAUAAAACAGUGACAACGAGUGCAAUGGUUGUGUUAAUUUCAAACUGGGGCGGGAAUUAAAAACGCAAAAAGUUCUCUCCCUCAUCCUAGAAUUUUUUAAAAUGUGAAUUUUUCAAAGUGAAUUUAUCGCCACCGUCUCGAUUCGUGAAACACUCUUAGUCGCAGGAGACGAAGUGUCCUGUAAGUGAUAUUAGAUUGAUAUACAUAUAUAUAUACAUAUAUAUAUAUAUAUAUAUAUAUAUAUAUAUAUAUAUAGGUGUGGUUUACAAAUGUGCACGAGAAAUGUAAAUACGUCAAAAAGUUUGCUAUCGUGGAAUGGAAAUUUUGAUUUCCCGCGCGAUUCUCGUGAAAACGUGAAAACACGAGGUGUAAGUGCAAUCUCUUCUUGUGACGCGAACGGUCUCCGCAUUAGCGUAUCUCGUUAGGGUGUUUGUAAACUAAAACAUGCAAAUUACCGAAGCAAUGUUUCUCUCGUUCUCGAUGUAAUACGUUCAUUGGCACGCUCGGCUCGAGCAUUUAGCCGUGCUUGAAAAUCUUGAAGAAAUUUCUCUAAAUUACGCAUCUGCAAGUAAUUUAAUUUUUACGUGAUAAUCAAUAGAGCGAUAAACAAGAGAUUAUACUUGAUUUCAAACGACGAAACGAGACGAGUAGACGCAUGAGCAAUAAUUAACAAUUACACAACGUGUAUAU